ACCGUAGACUAAUUUAUUACGUAUGUAUGCGAUGUUUUAGUAUUUGACUCAAUAAAAUAUUAUUUUACAUGGGUCGAAUAAAAAUAUUAUCAAGAUGGAGGUCAGUUUUGUACAAACAAUUUCAAAUACCAUAUACUGCACGCAGGGGAAUCAUGGGUAAAAGUUAAUGGUUUUUUAAGUAUAAGCUAUGUAGACGAAAUUAAUCGUUGUUUUUCGAUCUGCCGAUGUAGACAUCGUUUGACCUAAUGUGUCUACAUAUUUCCUUUCAAAAAAUAAGGUAUUUUUGUUAUCGAAAAAACCUUAUAAAUCAAUGCGUACAUCGUUUACCCAGUUAGUUCAGUUACUGGAACCACCACUAUUGGACAUUCUUGCACCUUCAUUUUUUCAUUUCACCGAUCGACGAAAACCGAAAUGAACACGAUCACGAUUGUAGUUUUGGCGGUGUUUGUCUUCUCACAAUGGUCGACCACUGCAGCUGUGGUGCCCACAUAUCCGACGGAAAAACCAAAGGCCCCAGUGCCAGCUCAACUUUUGAGAAACGACUACGUCUACGAUAAUAGCGGACAGUUUAGCCUCAACUAUCAGGUGGAUGACGGGACAUCACAGACUAGGGAAGGAACAUUGGUGUUGAACGACGAAGGAGACGAUUACGUUUUGAUUCAGAAAGGGUCAUAUUCAUACAUUUCUCCCGAAGGCAUUAAAGUUACGGUGACUUACACAGCCGACAAGGAUGGUUUCAAGAUUGUCGAAUCUAGCAACGACGUCCCCGCCAGAGCGUAGCCGGAAAGUCCAGUCAUGGCCCGUAGUCAUAAUAUUAUGUCCAUAGUAUCAUUAUAAUAUUGUAUCAGGUUUAGUGCACACAUGCACGUUUUAUAUUGUUCAUUAUUAUCUUAAACUGAUUAUGUAGUUGUAGUAUAUAGUCGAAACGAAGAAUCAACCACGUAUAGAUUUGAGUGUGCGUGUAAUUACAUAAUAUACAGAGUAGGUAAUUAUUAAAACAUUUGGAACGCAUGAUUAAUAUUAAAAAAAUUUGUUUUUUCCUUACCUAUAUAUCAUAAUGUUAUUAUAUUACGAAUAACGAUGUAUGUAAGUAUGUAACUUAUUUUGAAUAAUUGUACCAGUAAACAUAAAUUGUGAAAUAAAUUAUUUACGCACUAUUUA
This is a messenger RNA of Metopolophium dirhodum (rose-grain aphid), 1161 nucleotides long. Its product is annotated as flexible cuticle protein 12-like. The transcript has 3 exons. NCBI's taxonomy places the organism in Eukaryota, Metazoa, Arthropoda, Insecta, Hemiptera, Aphididae. Gene Ontology annotation, cellular component: chitin-based extracellular matrix. The record is from RefSeq and is a predicted model, not a curated record. Bases 412 to 780 code for a protein of 122 amino acids. Gene Ontology annotation, molecular function: structural constituent of chitin-based larval cuticle.